Nilaparvata lugens (brown planthopper) is the source of this 5454-nucleotide messenger RNA. RefSeq lists its product as uncharacterized. The transcript is spliced from 32 exons. The record is from RefSeq and is a predicted model, not a curated record. NCBI's taxonomy places the organism in Eukaryota, Metazoa, Arthropoda, Insecta, Hemiptera, Delphacidae. The coding region runs from base 191 to 5446 and encodes 1751 amino acids.
CUUUUGUUUUCCAAGAUGUGCGUACACGUCAAUCCCUGAAGAUAGAACAGCAUAUGAAAUAGAAAUUCAUAAACGUUCAAAGAUAAGCUACGAUGUUGACAAAUACGAGAUAACGCACGACAAAAUAGAUGACUACUCCGAAUAUUUCGUGCAGGAAAGUGCAGAUUUUUGGCGCUGCAAUGCGAUCGCGAUGAACGAUCAAUCAACAGCAGUGUUCACGAAAUUUACCAACGUACUGAUCAGCAUAAAGGAUAUUCAUGAAAUAAAAUACGACGAAGGAGUGCAAGUUUAUUUAGAAAAAUUCGAUGUUGAUCGUGCGAGAGUGGUUCAAGAAACAUGCCGUUUUAAUAGCGACGAUGGUUCAUCAACUCAAUUUCUGUGCAAGAACGAAGACGAAAAUUGGCAGUAUGCGUCCAAACCUGAUACAGCCAUUCCAAAUUUCGCGGAAAAAAUUGUGACAAAUAAGCCUAUACUAGUGGACACGUCUAACUCAUACUAUAGAGACAAACCCCUGACCGAAAUUAGUCAGAGGGUAAUUCAUCAGGAUGGCAUAUCAAUAAAAAUAGGAUCAUCACCAUCAUAUGACAGUGCAAAACCUUUCAAGAACUAUGUCUGUGAAGCGCCAACAUUCGUGAACACCGAAUUAUUUCUUCCAAAAUGCUAUCAAAAGGUUAAAGACCAAAAUGCUGAAAUACCACGAAAUGAAUUUCGAAACAUAUUUACCAUUGUACAGAGGCAAGUACGGAUUUGCUGGAGCAAUACGGAUGCCAUCUUUCGAGUUAUCCACUCAGUAAUCGGGAGAACAAACGUAUCAAACGUUGAAUAUGGGGAUGGAAUAAUUGAGCUGUAUGCCAUAUCUCUACCCAAUAAUGGAAAAAGUAUCCGGUUCACAGAGGUCAGCCAUUUUGAUGCAGUUUCAAGAAAACCGGUAGCUGAUCAUAAUGUUCAAUACAAAUUUGAGGACCAGCAAAGAGAAACUUACUCAACAAUCAAGUUUCACACCUUGGAAGAAGGAACCUUAUACCGAAAAGACAUUCUCUACAAACUGACUCCAACAACUAUCCACAGGACUCUGAUCAGUGCUGAAGGGCUUAACCUGAGAAUAGGGUCUAAGCCAGUGACAGUUGAAAAUGAACACUUCUCUGAGAUGAACUGUUCAAUUAUACCUGUAUCCGAAGGGGAGUUUUUUAAAAAUAGACCAAUUAUAAGGACGGAAAGUGUCAAAAAUGGAGGUGAUCAAUAUAUGCUGGUCAACAUUGAUAUAAGUUUCCAUUACUACCACGAUGAACAGGAAGUAUUUGAAUGUGUAUCGAAAACAGAUAAGAAUAAGAAGUUCCUGAGAGUAUUUAAUAUGGUGGUGAUAAUGAAAAAUCCAAUUCACUAUAUCGAGUCCUAUGAUGGCAUUGAAAUCGUGCGGCUUAAUGACGACGUAGAUGGUCUACUUCUGGGAAUUUUUGAGACCAAAUAUCUAUUAAAUGGAGUCGCCAUUCGUUUCGAAGGACAGUUGGAGUCUGAUAUCAUCAUGAACAAGCAUAUGAUAUCAUCUUACAAAUUUGGGCAAUCAAAUUCAGCAAUAAAAAAAGGAGAAAUUUAUCCUCUACCUAGCAGUCAAGUACCAGAAGUUGACCAUAGAUUCAAGGAUUACAAAUGGGAUGGCAGAACCUAUACAACUUUCGACAUUGGGAAUAAAAAUCCGAAUAGUUUGGAUUUGAUUGUAAAUGGGAACCCUGGACAGGAAGAGCGUCUGAUCAUAUGUAGAAUGAAUAACACACUGGACAAAAGAUUCCCCUACUUUGAAAUUAAUAGGGAAGCAGGAACGAGAACAAAAAUUGAAUAUAUGUCAUCUCAUACUGAUUCAGCGUUCAAUUCAAAAUAUUUCGAAAACGACAGUAGUGAAAUUUGGAUUUGCAACGAAGGGACAGAGAAAGUGGGGCAAGCAGCAUCUACGUCUAAGUCUACAUCCAAGUCUACAGCUAGGUCUACAGCUAGGACUUCGUCUAUAUACAGGAGGAAAUCUAUGCCUCAGUCUGCCUCCAGCUCUGAAACAACGCCUCUUACGGGAGUUGUCCGAAUUGUAACCAGACAAAACCUCAAAACUCCGACUCAAAAUAAUGUUGGUAGAGUAAAACACACAGAACUGGACCAGAUAUGGUUCGAAAAGAUGGAUGACGACUACAGAAUCAAAAUGGAAACAAUCCGAUACUAUCGCAAGGAAGGUGCCAGCAACUUCAAUUUAUACACGAAUUUCAACUCUUUCCUGUUAUUUGAAAAUGAACCAAAUAAUCUUGGAUGGAAGAGUGGAACCGAGGAACUGUUUGGCUUCAAUGGAAGAUCAAAGACGGCUAUAGGAGCGAAUGAAAAACUUGGAUUUCCACUUUCAGCCAACAGAAUGUACCGCCAUAGAAUACAUUACGAAUACUAUGCAAAGAACAAAAUGAUAGUUGGCUCCAAAUGGACAGAGAAAUAUGGGCAUCGUAACUCUAAUUUGACUUGCCAGGAGCUUGACGAACUUCCAGAACAGGAGAUUCUUAAAGAUCAUUCUCCUUUCCACACUGAACUGACUUACGAAGGAGACGCUUCUAGCUUCCACUAUUUCAUUCAACCUGUGCGCCUCAUGAUUUGGAAUUGUACUGACGACAAUAACAGCGGAAAAAGACUAUUUGCAGUUAUGAAUACAUUCUCAUUCAAAUCAAAUGAUCACUAUAGAUUUUUAAAGGAAAUAUUCUACUUUGAUGGCUUGACAAUUUACUUUGGCCUCACCAACAUUGGCAAACCACAGUUGCAAUUGACUGAAUUCAAAUAUCUCAAUGAAGAAACUUAUGCUGUAGUGAAAUUUGAGGGAAAAGCGAGAAUGCUAUAUAAUAAUUUCGAUAGGUUUAUGAAAAAUGGAGAUAGCUCCAAUCAUGAGGAAGCCAAGGAAAAUCCGGAAAACCACAACAAUAAGGGUUCUAAGGAAAAUUCGAAAGAAGCCACAGAUGAGGGAGGUAAUGGAAAUUCAGAAAAACCCACGAAUAAGGAAGGAAAUGGAAAUUCAGGAAAACCCAUAAAAGAUGGAGCUAAUGAAAAUUCGGGAAAAUCCACGGAUGAGGCAGCUACGGGAAAUUCGGGAAAACCUACGGAUGAGGGAGGUAAUGAAAAUUCGGGAAAAUCCACGAAUGAGGGGGCUAAGGGAAAUUCGGGAAAACCCAAUGAUAAGGGAACUGGGGAAAAUUCAGAGAACUCCAGUGAAGAUGAAACUGAAGAAGUCUCGGAAAGAUCUGCUUAUUAUGAAACAGAGGACGAAUCGGAAUAUACCGGAUUUACUGUGGGAGCAUUAUCAGAUUUCAACUUGAAAGAAUAUGUUGCAAGAGAAAUGUACUAUAUUCUUGAUGGAACUGCGAAUGAGGUAUUCAGAACCAAAAUUCAAAGUAAAGGAGCUACCUUAGAAAUUGGAAAAAUCUAUGAACCUGAUCCUAAAGCCACAGCCGAAUACAGUAUAACAUGCGAUCGACUGAGUUUGAAAAAAGUUACAAUACAUUAUUUGGAAAACCGUGAGCUGAUACGAGUUGCAAAGCUUGAUGCAUCGAAUGUGCCCGUUGUAAUGCAGAAAGACGAAUUGGAGGAAUACUUUGAUCACUCAAUGAGAGUCUACCACUGUCUGGAUCACAGUAACGAAUACUAUAGAGUGGAAAAUAGAUUGCGGACGAAAAACAGUCAUCCAAUCAAACAAAUUGAUUACUACGAUGGCGUCACUGUUGAAAAAGAUGGGGACCAAUUUGUAAUAGAGGAAAUCAAGUAUAUAGUGGAAUUGGAAGAGGCCAUUGAUCCUAACAACUACGAUGAAAAUGUUCCCAAUGUACGAUUUACAUAUAAAGAAAUCAGAUUUGAGGGUUAUGUCAGCUAUGACACAAUGGAGAAAAAAGUUUAUUACAACAGGCAGAAAAUAGAGUACUUGUUGGACAGAGAGAUCCACCAUUCUGUCAAUUCAGCGAAAGCAACUACUACAAUUGAGGUUGAUUCACAUUCUGAUAUGACACUUGGGUUCCCAUCAACACCGUUUCAUAUCUGCCAGAAAAUACAAGACUUGCCCUAUUCAACGAAUCCAAUUUACAGUUUGAAGAUUAGUAAGAAUUUGGGGUCUGAAGAUCAGGAAACUGAAUACUCAGUAGCAGAUAAUUAUGAUUUGGCAACGAGCAAGAAAAAUGAACUUCCUACAAUCGUAGCACAAGAAGUAUGGAGCUGCGACGUUAGUGGCUUACAGAUAAUGAAAGUGAUAAAUAAGUUGAUCACAAGGAAUCUAGAACUGCGUGUGCAUUACAGCUCUCAAUUAUUAGUGAAAGAUGGGAUCCUGGUUCUUCCCAAUGGAGAAAAAUUUCUACAUAUAACACAUCAAAAAUUGCUGUGGAAAUUUUCAGAAACUACGUACAAAACUAUCAGAUUAUAUGCCCAGUUGAAGAAUGUGUUUCAAUCCUUGCCAGGGACUGAGAAUUUUUUCAAUGAAUUUCACCAUGAUGAAAAGUUGGCAAAAACAGUCCUAGAGCAAACUCAAAAUCGAAUCUGGUCACUGAACAGUUUGAGAGUUCUGACACAUGAUGACCAACUUGAACUGGCAAAGACUUCAAUCAAAGGCAUUACUUUCUCUGAACAGCAACCUCUGUACACUAAACUCUUGGAUACUGCAGCAACUCGCAUGUUUCAGUUGGGCCGAUUCUAUGAUGAGAAACUGGAAUUUCGAGGAAACAUAGAAUGUAUCCGGUUCCCUUGGGAUUCAUCGUUCACACCAGAAUACACCCCCAGAGCGGCUGAAUACGUUGACAGGAGUUUGUACACAAUGGACAGGGACAAUUUCAAUGAUGUCUUUGAAACUAUUGAGAUAAAAGUUUGGCUAUGUACCAACAAAGACGCAGAAAAGGUUGAAUUUCUGAGACUGAGAACAGUUUAUAAACCGAAGGCGGCAGUUUUUGCUGUAAGAUACACGGAUAGCAUAGUAAUAGAAGUAACUGAAACGAGUAACGAGGGAAAAACCAAGAAAGUAAUUGAGAAAGUAGUGGAAACUGUGUACAUGGAUAUAUUAAUCUCAAAAGUUCUCAGAGUUGAUGGAGAUCUAGCAGAGAGACUAGUUCCUGGCAUUACCCCAGUUCCCGGCCAAAAACCCGUACCAGAAGAAUUACCAUCAAUCAGUCCUGCUCCCCGAGGUAGAAAAAAGUUUUCAUUCAAAAGAUUGUGGAAGUAUCUCACGAAGCCCAAAUCAGCUGAAAAAUCUGAAUCAGCAAAAAAAUCUAAAUCAGAAGGAAAACCUAAGUCAGCUGGAAAACCUAAAUCUGCUGGAAAACCUAAAGCAGCCGGAAAGCCAAAAGCAGCUGGAAAAUCACAUCGAGCUAGAAACCCUAAAACACUUGGAAACCCCAAAAAUGCACCUAGAUAUGCUAGAAACUCUCAACCUGGGAAAACUGAACCCAAAUCGUAAACCUGUAU